AUGGCCAAGAAUACAAAGGAAAUGAAAGGCCCAACAAAAUCACCAGAGGAGAUGCAAAAAUACACAAUGCUACUUUUCAAGGGAGUUUCGGAAGCAACAACCGUACAGAGCGUUUUGCAGCUGAUAAAAGGCUCCGACAUUUUGCUGGCCGAAAAGGAGGGCUCCACUGUUGCUAUUGGAUUUUUCUCGUACUUUGAAAUGUACCAGCAGUGGGCUCUUCUGGGCAGAGAGGCCGUGGUCGACGGGCAGAUCGUGAAGAUAGAAGUUGUGGAGAGUCGGCUCUCAGAGGAGGACCGAAACAGAGCGCACUUGGCGCAUCUGGCAGGCGGAACGAGAAACAUCAUGCUGGCAAACUUUGAGGACUUCAUGGCAGGGGACUUUAUCCGCGAGGAGGCCGAGAAGUACGGGGCAGUCGAGUCUAUCAAGCACAUACGGGACCGAAAGGUGGCGUAUGUCGAGUUUUUUUCCUUUAUGCCUGCAAUGGAGUUCGUGGCGAACAUCCGAGAAGACACCCUCUUUCAAAACGUGAAGGUCUGCUUCAGCAGAGACAAGUGCGGCUUGGGCGACUCGGAGGAAUCUGCUGCCUACAACAACAGGACAGUGUACUUUGGAAACAUCCCCGCAGACAUAACACCAAGAGAGAUUCUGUCUGUGGUGCAGGGCGGGCGGGUCUACAUGAUAAAAACCAUAAAGGAAAAAAAGUGUGCGUUUGUUGGGUUUUUCAGCUAUAUAUCAGCAGCAGCGUUUAUUGAGUACUCGCAGGUUUUCUCUGUUUGCAUCCGGGGAAUGCAGGCAAAGCUGGGGCCUGGGAAAAUACAGCCCAUGCCUUCCUUGGCAGCAGUGCUUGCAUACAAAGGGGUGACACGAUGUAUUAUGGUCCGGGUGGACAGGGCGCAGCAAGAGUCCAAAAUAGAGCAGGAGAUAGCCAGACACGGGGACGUAGAUAGAAUAGAUAAGAAAGAAGGCGACGCCUGGGUUGUGUCGUACCUGUCUGUGCAGGAUGCGUACAGCGCAUACCAGUCCAUGUCCAACGUGCCCGUGCUCAAUCGCAUGCUUUACGGAUAUGCAGAAGACCCGUGCGCCGAAGUGUCUGCGCUAGACUUAAUGAUGGAGGUGCAAAAAAAAGAGUUCAUGGUGUAG
Molecule: messenger RNA, 1140 nt
Organism: Nematocida major
Lineage: Eukaryota; Fungi; Microsporidia
Exons: 1
Coding region: 1-1140 (379 amino acids)
Molecular function (GO): RNA binding
Source: RefSeq, a predicted model, not a curated record